Molecule: messenger RNA, 3450 nt
Organism: Aspergillus pseudotamarii
Lineage: Eukaryota; Fungi; Ascomycota; Eurotiomycetes; Eurotiales; Aspergillaceae
Exons: 1
Coding region: 705-3221 (838 amino acids)
Source: RefSeq, a predicted model, not a curated record
CUUUUUCUCCCUAACUCCCGUUCUCAGACUCAGAUCACAUUCCUGAUAUUCCUAGUGCGAAGGGUACCUGAAUAAAUUCCUACCUCCUUACCGCGUGCAGUAUCGUGCUUGCAGGUUUGCCACCUGAUCGCAACCUUUUUCACUCUGGUUUCGACUACAGACUCGUCCAUCUUUCUCUCUCUCCACUCUCUCCUCCCCCCCCACCCCACUGUUGAUUUGCACUAUAUCUCCGCACAUUCCAGCCCUGAUUGAGAUUCAGUCUUCCCUGUCUCAACGCACCCUGCCCCUUUUUCUUUAAAUUCAUGCACCGUAUGUACUGACUGGAGGGAAAUGAGCUGGUCAAACGUCUUGUGAAACAUACAUGCAACGUUCAGGGGGUCACAUCCAACGAGAAGCAGACCCCAUUGUUAUUUCACUCGACCGUCCCCUCGGUGUGUCGAUCCCUCUGUGUUUAUUCUCUUGAGAGACCGCUUUGACCUGUGGUGCAGGACUAAGACUGACACCGUCGAACUUAUUUUUAACUUACAUUCUUUUUUCUUUUACUUUUAUCCCCCAAUCUCUGGACCUUAAUUUCACCAAAGCAGUGGUUCGGUGUCAAUUACCGAGAACACUUUACUGCGGCGCGGACCCUUACGUGCGAUGCUUGCCGUGUCUCUGCGACGUUGCUAGGACUGAGAACCCGUACGCGAAGCGAAGCAUUUACAAUGGCAGCAAUGGCGAUGGAAAAGCCCGAAAAUAUGGUGGCUGCCGGCCAAGGCCCAACGCCUAUGAAAUUUUCCCGCUACCGCUCUGUCAGGAAGGCCGCAUCGCAAAAGCCACACCUAAUACAACCGCCACCGGUGUCGACUCUUCCAAGUCUCCCAAGCGCAUCGCGACCCGGGCUACAGGAUGGCGCAGCUGCGGCGAAUGAGACGAACCCUGCAAUCAAGAGGAGCAUGUCGCGCUACCGGCGUCAGAGGGCGGCGACAGAAUCGUCCCCUAACGCGCCUCCACUACCGGUCCCGGGAGACCGUGUCCUGGCCCACCGAGCUAAGCCAAACGGGGACGCGAAUGGUGGUGCAGUCCAGAAAGCCGCGCGAGGCAGCCCAGAUGAUGUCAAACCGGUGGAUGCGCCGUAUCAUGCGAUGUCGGCAAGAGCUCAGAACCGACGGAGGGCGUUCAACGUGGAAGAAACCGCGGUGAACCCCUUCCUGACCGACAGCGAGGAAGAAGAAGAGGUGCGUCAAAAACAUCGGCAGGAUGCAAUGAAUCGUUUGACGGGAGAGGACCGGAAGCCUUCAGUACCAGCUCCACAUCGGAGACACACGACGCGGGAGAGAGACAUCAAAAGGCCAGAGGAGCGGCCUCCGCGCAGAGACGCAGAAGGUCCUGCAAGCCGGCCUCCUAGCCACGACUCGAAACGUCUUUCGAACAAGGAAAUGCCCAUGCCUUCGCGCUCUACAGACAAAGCGACCAAGGAGGUCACAACGAUCGAUACGAGCGUGGGAAAUCGUUUCCCCGGGAUUGACGCGCCCGUUUCCGCAGUCAAUGCCGGCGAGCGCAGGGUUGUCGUUCAGUAUAGGAAAACGUCCCUGAAUCUUCGGGUUACCCCGUCCACAACAGCUCAAGACCUAUUGUUCCUAGCUGCAGAUUGUCUGGCGGGCCAGAUUGACCCACCUAAGUUCAUUAUAAUGGAAUCCUUCGGGGAACUCGGACUGGAGCGGCCUUUGCGCACAUACGAGUGCGUCCGGGACGUCAUGAACUCAUGGGCCCAUGAUCAGGAGAACUCGUUGAUCAUCGUACCCGCGGCCAGCCUCGACGCGCUCGCUUUGUUGGAUUCGCGACACGCUCCGAGUGAACAGUCCACGGAGGUGACGCUGCACAUGUAUUAUUCCCAGCGUCCGCGCAAAUGGGACAAGCGCUACAUUACAUUGCGGGCGGACGGACAGGUCACUUUGUCCAAGAAGGAGCACUGCCAGGACUCCGUGAACGUGUGUCAUCUGUCUGACUUUGACAUUUACUCGCCCACGUCCAGCUAUCUCUCCAACAAUGUGAAACCGCCAAAGAAGAUCUGCCAGGCAAUCAAAAGCCAGCAGAAAUCAAGCAUGUUCCUGACGACGGAAAACUUUGUCCAUUUCUUUUCCACCAAUGAUAAAGCAAUUGCUGAUACGUGGCAUCGAGCGGUUCAAUCCUGGCGCAGUUGGUAUUUGGUCACAAAGCUCGGCGCGGGCAGCCCAGCGGACCAGGCUGAUGCCCCUGCGGACGCAAGCGAUGCCUUGACUUCUCACAAGAAGCCCUUCAAGCCAUUGUUGAACUUGGAUUCUCCUCUCAACUCUGGUGCGGAGAAUAGCGACUCGCCGACCGAUCGUCCAAAGGCGUCCAAGACUAAGGAACUGUUCUCCAGGAAGAAGAGCACACGAGAGCACGCGCCGCCACCCUCAUCGUUUCCAAAAAUGCUCUCUGAUGAAAGUGACUUGUCCGCUGCGCAGUCGUCGGAUGAGUCCCCUUUCGCCUCCGGUGGUCUUCUGGGUCGAACCUAUACUCAACGCCAACGUGCAAUGAAGGAAAGAGAAGAAAAGGAGAAGAAAGCUACGGAAGAACCAUUCACCAAUGGCCUUAUCGGCGCUGUGGAUACGCGUCGUCCGUUUGCUGGCCCUGGUAGUCGCGCUGAUAGCCGACCAAAUAGCCGCUCUAACACAAUGACGUCCACGCACGCGCCGGACCCCAGUGGCAUUGUCAAACGGUCACAGUCCGUGAAGACCAAGCCGCUUGUCGAUCUGACUCCUGUCUAUCAAGAACCUCCGCAGCACACUCGUAAAGGACGAGGGGUCACGGUUGAAGUUGGAAAGCCUCUUGUGGAUGCUGCGACGGGACCGGAGGUCCCUGGUGGGAUUGUAAUUCCAUCUGCGACGACUUGGAGACGACCGGAGUUGCCGUCGCCCACUGCGGACGUUCGAACCCGGAAGCGCUCCAAUACCACCCGCAGCACCAGUAGCCAGCAGCGCCACCAGUACUCACGUACUGCGCCUACGUCUCCGACAACUCCUGUGGACCCUUCGCCAUCUCGCGAGGAACCGUUCAUCCCAAACAGCCUUCUAGCUCGUUCUGCACAGGUCGUGGCUGUGCCUGGACAGCCCAAAGGCCAUGGAGUAGCCACUGGAGACCGGAACGCUUCGAAGCCGAUGCUGGAUAUGUCCCCAGAGAACCCCUUUGCGGAAGGCAGCCUGCUUCGUGAUUUGUAGCUUUGUUUUUCCUGUUUCAUUUCUUAUGAUGAUGAUGUGCAGCAUUUGUCCAAGCAUUGGAUGCUCAUUUGCGAGUGGCGUUGGGUUGGUUUCUGUAGUUGACUGCAUCUCGGAGCUUUUUAUUUCUGAUCUAAACCAAGUCUUCCUGGAUUUGUUCAGAUGAUAUCCUCAGUUGUUUUUGCUGACUGACUGAUUUUGUUUGCUACUAGUGACAGUUAAACUGACAAGC